AUGCAAUCGCAGACGGAAAACUACGCAGUUGAACUAAAGUUCUUACUUCUACCCAGUAUAACAAAUAUUUCGCCAUCACAACCGAUACCUCCGGAAGAAUUAGUAAUACCUGCAAAUAUCCGUUUAGCUGAUACCGGUUUCGAUAAACCUUCGAAAAUAGACGCGAUUCUCGGCAUGCCCAUUUUCUGUGCUUUAUGGCACGCCGGACAGAUUGUUCAAAUCAAUGAUUCAAUAUCUUUGCAAAAUUCACGAUUAGGUUGGAUCGCAGUAACGACCGCAAAUAUGCAUUUGCCACGAAGCGUAAAAUGCCAUACCGCUCUUAUAGGAUUGCAAGAACAAUUAGAAAAGUUUUGGCGCAUUGAGCAAACGCCAGAAAGGAAAAUCAGAUCUCAGGAGGAGGAGUAUUGCGAAGCGCACUAUGCAAAUAAUACGCGCCGUGAUUCAUCGGGUAGAUAUAUAGUAAGACUACCACUCAGGGAAAACGCAAAUCAAUUAGGGGAUUCAUACGUUAAUGCACUAAAAAGAUUUCAUGUGCUCGAACGUUCGUUAGCGCGUAAACCGGGGGUACGCGAAGAGUAUGCUAAAUUUUUAUCCGAAUACGAGGAUUUGGGGCAUAUGGAAAGGAUCGAAGAGCCUUCCCGUACAGAAGGUUAUUACUUGCCACAUCAUGCCGUAACUAAACAAUCGAGUAUAACAACCAAGCUGCGGGUGGUUUUCGAUGCAUCCGCGAAAUCGAGUAGCGGUCUAUCAUUAAAUGAUAUCUUAAUGGUCGGCCCAAUGAUUCAGGAGGACUUAUUCACUAUUCUCUUAAGAUUUCGGUCACAUGCAUUCGCGCUUACUGCAGACAUAGCCAAGAUGUAUCGGCAA
Molecule: messenger RNA, 867 nt
Organism: Polistes dominula (European paper wasp)
Lineage: Eukaryota; Metazoa; Arthropoda; Insecta; Hymenoptera; Vespidae
Source: RefSeq, a predicted model, not a curated record